UACAGCUACUGUACUGGAAGAGCGCUAGGUUUCGGGAGCCUUUUUGGUGUCAUGGUUCAGUAGUUUGCCUUUAAAAUUAACUUUUUUUUUCGUUUUUGAGUUUUCGGAAAGACAAAUUUCGCCACGUGUUAGAGCUUGAGGCUCUCCUUUUUUGUUUUGUUUUGUUUUUUUUUUUUCGAGACAGGGUUUCUCUGUAUAGCCAUGGUUGUCCUGGAACUCACUUUGUAGACCAGGCUGGCCUCGAACUCAGAAAUCUCCCUGCCUCUGCCUCCCGAAGCGUGCGCCACAGCUGCCCGGCUUGAGGCUCUCUUCUUACACCCACUUUACUGGGUGGAUUGACACUCGAUCCUUGUGUCAAGACAGUGAGACAGCUCGCCUUUUAGCUGUGCCUGGUUUUAGUUCUGCUCAUUGGGGGACACCGAGCCCCGGACGACCGUCCCUCCGAGACUCCAGACACCAUCCCCAUUUGGUCUCUGUCCCUGCGCGGGGGGGAAGCCCAGCCCCUCGGGUGCGACUAGGAAUGAAGCUGGACGGCGCCAAAGAGAAGUCGGAGGUCGGCUGCUCCCAGCCUGCAGAGGGCUCUCCCCCGGCCCUCGAACCAGCCUUCUCCAGGAUUCUGCAUCGUCUCAGCCGCCCAGAGUCAUCAGGACAGGACAGCGUAAGAAAUGUCGCUCUUAAAGACUUCGGCGCUUUAAUAGAAGCCGCCGAAGGUGACAGAUUCUUUGAGGGGAGUGGGAGUGGGGGAUCCCUCCGGGGGAUGCCCGAGAUCCUGGGGCAGGUGGUGAGAGCCCUGGAGAAGUUCGCAGCACCCGAGGAGAAGGCAGAUGGGGUCGAAGAGCAUCCCGAAGUGCCCGAGAAGGCGACUGAAGUUGGCUCAUUGUUUCUAAAGCUGUUGGGGAAGGUUGAAGCUGCCAAGAGUUCUCCCGACUGCCCAGCGUGGAAGACAGGCCUCCGUCACAUGUCAGGACCCGUGUAUAUUUUUGCCAUCACACACAGAUUGAAGCAGCCAUGGACCAGUCCAGCAUCUCAGCAUGUUGCUGGUGAGGUGCUGUCUUUAUUGCUUAGAGUUACUGAAUGCAGUUCUGUGGCAGGAUUCCUAUGCGGAGAAAAUGAAGACGAUCGAGGGAGAUUUGCUGUGGUCUUGGGGCUUCUUAAGCCCCAUUUGAAUAAGGAAACCUGGAAGAAGAAUCCUGCUGUCAAACAUGUUUUCUCGUGGACUCUCCAACAAGUCACUCAGCCCUGGCUGAAUCAGCAUCUAGAAAAGACACUUCCUCCGUCUUUGCUCAUCUCAGAUGACUAUCAGACGGAGAAUAAAAUCCUGGGUGUCCAGUGCCUCCAUCACAUUGUGGUUAAUGUGCCAGCUGCGGACUUGCUGCAGUACAACAGAGCCCAGGUUCUGUACCACGCCCUCUUCAAUCACCUGUACAUGCCUGAGCACCACCUCAUUCAGGCUGUGCUCCUGUGCCUCUUAGACUUAUUCCCUGUCCUAGAGAAGGCUCUGCACUGGAAGGGAGAUACAGUUCGAGUCACCACACACUGUCAUGAAGUGCUACAGCUGAUCCUCACCCACAUGGAGCCAGAGCACCGCCUCCUCCUACGGAGGACCUAUGCCAGACACCUGCCAGCUUUCGUGAAGAGGUUGGGGAUCCUAACUGUCCGGCACUUGAAGAGGCUGGAACAAGUUAUCCUUGGUUAUCUGGAGGUUUAUGAUGAACCAGAAGAUGAAACUAGGUUGAAGAUACUGGAAACCCUGAAACUUGUCAUGCAGUAUGCUUGGCCCAGAAUUUCCUGCAGAGUUGUGGUCUUACUGAAGGCUCUCCUGAAACUGGUGUGUGAUAUAUCAAGGGACACGAUCCCCACAACUGAGGCCGCUAAGAGUACAAUGCUCCAGGAAGCCACAGACUGCCUGAUUCUCCUGGACCACUGUUCCCAGGGGCAGGUGAAGGGUCUUCUGGCUAAACUUGCAGUAUCCUGUGAAGACAACACAGUGGUGAGCUGCAUCANGAAGGUACAGCAGGGCUCUGCACAUUCUCCUGGCGAUGACACUGAAGAUGGGCCUUGUCGAAGGCAUGGAUGGGGAAGUUGUAGAUGUCGCCAUACUGAAGAACAAACACAGACCACCUUUAACUAUGCCUGAGUAUCACACCUUUCCAAGUUCCUCUGCUCAACAACCAGGGGCCAAGUAAGAGAACAGUAAUGCAGUAUAUUUCUAUAGUUUUCCAGCCUAGCUACAGAAUGCUUUUGUCAUUAAUAAUCUAAGCUGAGAAGCAAUAGUGACAUUUUUUAAAAAGAGACUUUUUAUUUUAAUGACCCUUAAAAGAUUAGAGAACUACACAGAAGCAAAAGCUCUAGGCAUUGAGGCUGGGGCGAAGCUCAACACAUUUAAAUUCUCAGGUCCAACACCAACAUCAUUCACACCGGACAUGGUGACAGACACUUAUUCACCCUCAUCUUUUGCUACAUCUUUUGAAUCUAAGGCCAGUGUGGGAUAUCAUUAGCUAUGGACUCAAAACAACAAGAUACACUCUAGGGAGUGGGGAAGGUGCCCAAAUGAGUGGGGUGCUGAAUGACUAUAUACCAAGGGCCCCAGAGCCCCAGACUCCAAUAGCAAAGCCUCCUCCCCAGGGAUGGCAAAGCCACCCUUGGUCUCAGUGCAAACGAUGACAAGAUGUGGAGAAAAUGUGCCAUAGUUCAGCCUCUCCCAUGAAGUAUUCCCACUAGAGAUACUACUGAGACUAGUUAAACCUGUCUCCUCAACCUAGUAGUAUCCAUAAACCUGCAUCCCUGGAGCUGGCGAGAUGGCUCAGUGGUUAAGAGUGCCAACUGCUCUUCCAAAGGUCCUGAG
Molecule: messenger RNA, 2845 nt
Organism: Mus caroli (Ryukyu mouse)
Lineage: Eukaryota; Metazoa; Chordata; Mammalia; Rodentia; Muridae
Gene: Tti2
Product: TELO2 interacting protein 2
Cellular component (GO): nucleus; TTT Hsp90 cochaperone complex; cytosol
Source: RefSeq, a predicted model, not a curated record